AUGCCAGAAAACACGGUAUCAGUACAUUCACAGUCAUCAUGGGGAUGGCAGUCGAAAUUUAGCGCUUUACCCGAUCGCAUUGCCUUCCUUCUGGAGCGCAGCAUCCUCAGCGAUGUGGAAUUCAUACUGGGCACGACGGCGGAUGCGCUAACGGUUCCAGCACAUAAGUUUAUUCUAGCAUCAGCCAGCAAGCGUUUUGAGCGGUUAUUCUACAGUCCCUCACCGGACUUCUCCGACAGUAAACCGAUUACGAUUACCCAUGUUACCCCGUCAGCUUUUCGCAGUGUACUACGGUACAUUUACACCGAUAAGACGGCUCAGAUGGUACCAAACGAUGUGAUGGAUACCCUGUAUGCCGCGAGGUAUUAUGAACUGCCGGUGCUCAUAGCACUGUGCGAACAGAAUGCGAUGAGUUUGUGCCGCGCGAACAAUGUACUUACCAUUCUCAAUAAAGCUGUUCAAUAUGGAGAAGACAAUAUCGUGGAGUGGUGCUUCCCAAUCAUCGACCAGCACUUUCCGGUUUUGACCGCAGACGCUGAUUGGCUGCAGAUUAGCCUGGACACACUUAGACGCAUUUUAUCCAGUGACGGAUUACAAGUCAAAGAACUAAAUGUCUAUAAUGCAAUGGAAAGAUGGGCGUGCCAUGCCUGUGAACGUAAUGGUAUAACAGCGUCUGUCGCUAACAAAAGAGAGAUGCUACAGACCGUCUUCUUUCUCAUCCGUUUUCCCUUGAUGACUACUGAAGAGUUAAUUUCCUGUUCGGCUAAAACUAAGGUCAACAUUAUUUAA
Molecule: messenger RNA, 789 nt
Organism: Paramacrobiotus metropolitanus
Lineage: Eukaryota; Metazoa; Tardigrada; Eutardigrada; Parachela; Macrobiotidae
Product: BTB/POZ domain-containing protein 2-like
Exons: 5
Coding region: 1-789 (262 amino acids)
Molecular function (GO): protein binding
Source: RefSeq, a predicted model, not a curated record